AUGCUAGAAUUCAAAAGAUUCUUGCGAGAUCUGCGUAGUGACAAGAUCAAGCAGGUCUGCGUGCUCGUCACGGAGGACGAGUACGUCGCCGACAUUCGGUCGGCACAAGUGUUUGCUGAGAACGAACAGGUUCUCAGUAGCUCAUCUAUGGACGAGAGUGUCCUCGAUGAGAAGAUUCGGAUUGAGCGAUACAUGUCUCAAUCUUUGUAG
Messenger RNA from Peronospora matthiolae, 210 nucleotides. The record is from the annotation of a GenBank genome assembly. Lineage: Eukaryota; Oomycota; Peronosporomycetes; Peronosporales; Peronosporaceae.